CAUGUGAAACAGAGGAUAAGUAUGAAAGUAAGAACUAAGAAGCUUUGGUUCAUCCGCCUGCCAACUGCCCUUUCCCGUUCCUUUCUUUCUUUAAAUUCGUGAAAACGAAAGCGAGAAAGAAAGGAGAAGUCCAAUCAUGGCGGCUUCAUAUUUUUCUCUGUGUUAGGUUCAGCAUUAAUGAUUUCUCUUUUCUUGCUUUCCCAUGUUCUUAUAUAAACUAUAUAUGUUAGAUUAUUUAAGAGGAUCAUGAAUUUGAGCAACUGGGUAUCUCUGGGUUUUCUUGUUAUUGCCGUCUUCCUUUUCUACACCUACCAAUCUGAUCUGCCUUCCUUCUCCACUGUGAUAAACAUGGCUGCUCAACAAGAAGACUCUUCUUCUUCAUCAUCCAGCUCCAUCUAUGACUUCACAGUCAAGGACAUCAAAGGGAGUGAUGUGAGUCUUAGUGAAUAUAAGGGAAAGGUUCUUCUCAUUGUCAAUGUUGCUUCCAAAUGUGGAUUGACACAAUCAAACUACAAGGAGUUGAAUGUGUUGUACCAGAAGUACAAAGACCAAGGGCUUGAGAUCUUGGCCUUCCCAUGCAACCAGUUUGCUGGACAAGAACCAGGGAGCAAUGAGCAGAUUCAGGAAACUGUCUGCACCAUUUUCAAAGCCGAGUUCCCCGUCUUUGAUAAGGUUGAUGUGAACGGGAAGAACACAGCACCAUUGUACAAGUUCCUGAAAGCAGAGAAAGGAGGGUUUCUGGGAGAUGGCAUCAAAUGGAACUUCACCAAGUUCUUGGUGAACAAACAAGGCAAAGUCGUGGAGCGCUAUUCUCCCACCACAUCACCUCUCAAGAUUGAGAAAGAUAUAACCAACUUGUUGGAAUCUUCUUAAACAAGAUGCAAUUUGGUUUAGGUAUAGAUCCAAUCGCGUUCGUCACUGCUGUUUCUGUUCGCUGCGAUUCGCGAGUCUGAUGUGGAUCGAAUCAUUGCUUGCUCCAGUUAAAAGAGCCAGCAGCAAGGCAGAGGUUGUGUAAUAUGAUUCCCUUGAACAUGAAUUGCCCUAAUAAAUCAAACAAUGUUCUCCUUUUUGCUGUCUUUUUCCUUCUUUGGGGAAAAGGUUCUGGUGGCACUGGUUUUUAAUCAGCCUUUCUAAUGGCAGCUCAUUGCUGAACUGUCAUGACACAGAUAGAUGCUUCAAAGAUAUUCCUUUGCAUCUGAAUUUAUAUGUUUUAUCAUUCUGUUAUGUGUUGUCAUAUUAAGCCAAGUAUCUAUUUGCUUUUACGUGCCAGAAAUUAUAUUCUGAUUGUUGCC
This is a messenger RNA of Linum tenue, 1292 nucleotides long. Lineage: Eukaryota; Viridiplantae; Streptophyta; Magnoliopsida; Malpighiales; Linaceae. The record is from the annotation of a GenBank genome assembly.